Molecule: messenger RNA, 1026 nt
Organism: Diaporthe citri
Lineage: Eukaryota; Fungi; Ascomycota; Sordariomycetes; Diaporthales; Diaporthaceae
Exons: 5
Coding region: 1-1026 (341 amino acids)
Source: RefSeq, a predicted model, not a curated record
AUGGCCAACGCCCCAGUCGACCAAAACGCGCUUCGCCUGGCGGUGGCCUUCAACCCCGAUAUGAUGCGCUUCAACUGCUUCUUUGUUGCACUAGGACGAAUUUUUGGCGUCGACAGCAAGGUCAUCGCUACUUGGGUGCAGAAAGAUGUGAAUAUCGCAGAGGUCAACAACGCCCGUGGCGCUGAUCUCAAGAUCCAGAAGGCCGUCCAAAAAGCCCUCGCGUCGCGAAGGCUCCAACUGACCCUCCUCUCGCUCGCCAACCCGCGCCACGCAGCUCUAAAGGCCCAGAUCGACAGCCCCGGCCCGCAUUCAAGCAAGAAGAAGCGCGUCCUCGAGGCCGCGCGUGCGGCCGGGCUUUUGGGACGCUGCUUAGCAAUAGGCGCUAUAUCCCCCAACCGCGGAGCUCACUUCGUAACACUUGAGUACCGCCCGCGCCUGAUGUCAGGCGGACGGUUGGUCGAGGCCGAGGAGUGGUGUCUGGAGUCGGACGGCCCCGUCGGCGCAUGCAAGCACUGCAAGCCAGACCUAAGUGCGAAUAUUGAUGAGCAGGAAUGGAUAUGGCUGAACAUCGAGGCGUGGACUGUGCGCGACUAUCAGGCCCCGAAUCUGGAUUGUGAGGCCGCGCUGGAGGGUGCGCAGGAGACAAAUCGCUGGGCUCUGGAAGCGGCUCUGGAACUUCCACGGCUUAGCGUCACCCCGGUGGCCAUUGGAGUAAAGGGCAUUGUCUCGGAGACCGUCAGAGUAGCCUUGCCGAGCCUACUUGGGAACUACACAAAAGUAUGGUCCAUGCCGACCGUUGGGUUUAUACGUUUGACGACCCCGACGAGUUCGACGCUGACUGGCAUGACUGUGAGGAGUCAUGUCGAGCGAGACAUAGUUGGCAAGGUUCUAGUUGGCAUACUGAAAGUCCCGUGUGGAUGGAGGGAGCAGCUACAGAGGAGGUCCAAAUUAGAUUGGAUGAGAAGGAUCAGCAGAGGCUAUGCAUUUCCUGAGACGUGCCUACACAGGCAAGUAGUCAUAGGCUAA